AUGCGCCACCAGUCAUCGUCGCCUACUGUGAUUGACUUCAUAUCCGGCAGCUCUCACAUCUCAGAUGGAGACGACGAUCAGAACCAUCAGCAUUGUCCCCACGGAGCAUACGGAGCUCGACUGCCUGAACUGACCAUGGAUCCCAACCAGGCUCUUCAUGAACAUCUUGCGUUCAUGGUUGGGAGUCUCCACAAUCGUGUCUCCCGUCUCGAGGACAAGCUUCUUGAAGCCAAGCCUGAGACUAGUAAUGCGGCCGCAAUCAACGAGAUCAAAAGCCAGAUCUCGCAGCUUCAUGUCAGCCAGAAGGCUUUGAAGACGUCCGAUGAGCUCAUCCUGAAGCAGCUCAAGGAUGUGGUCAAAGCCAAUGAAGUCAUCAUGGCAGGCAUCGAUUCCAUCCUUGCAAAGCUCGACAAUCGAGCCAAGGCUGUGGAGGGCUUUAAGGGACGGGCUGAGCGGCAGCUCAAAGAUGAUGUUCUGCCUGCGUCGAAGCGCAAUCUGUACGAUUUUCUCAGCCCCAAGUUCGAGAGAUUCAAGCGAUUGAACACCCUGGAGCGUUCUGGCCUGGACCCGGACCCAUACGAGGAGAUGUAUGAGGACAUCUUCCCCCGGCAGCGCGAUGCUCCAAAGGCUCAAUCCAACGGUGCUUACAGCAACCUCUCCGGCCUCCACACCGGGCUCGAGGACAAAGAGGAGCAAAGCGCAACUGUAUCAUCAAUCACAGCUGCCGAGAAACUUACGUCUCUCAAGAACACCCCGGAGGUCCCCGACCACAGUCCUGGACUCCCCGUUCGGAAGAAGAUGGAUCCUACCUUGGCGCUUCCCAGAAACAAAGCUCCAGUUCGCCAGGGUAUCUGCCCAACAUGCAGCAAAGUGAACUGUACAGCUCGAGUUCACGGCCUGCCAGAUCGGGUCCCCUCGACUGUAGUUCCUCGAGCUCCUUAUUCCUUGGCCGACAUCCACUUUACUCGCAUUCACGGCACGGAACCAAUGGACCCUUGA
Messenger RNA from Pyricularia pennisetigena, 999 nucleotides. RefSeq lists its product as uncharacterized. Lineage: Eukaryota; Fungi; Ascomycota; Sordariomycetes; Magnaporthales; Pyriculariaceae. The transcript has a single exon. Bases 1 to 999 code for a protein of 332 amino acids. The record is from RefSeq and is a predicted model, not a curated record.